GUUUUACACGUUAAGGGAAAUUUGACAUGGAAGCUAAUAAAACUACUUGAUCAGAGUCACAAGUAGUGUUUAUAUGAUUUGAUUAUCCAAAGUAUAUAACAACAAUUGAUCGCAGAUGAUCGUACCUUUAAUUAAUAUCUCAUCAAAUCUGGGUGUGUGUGUUUGUGCUAUAUUUUGCAUUCAUGAAAAGCCCAAGAAUUUAAAAAGGCCUGGGUCAAUAAAAGUAAAAACCGAGCCCAAACCAAAAUAAGAAAAAAAAGAAGAAGAAGAUGAGGAUAUAAAUAAGUAAUAGAAAGUUUCCACUUCUUUCACUUCUCUCCCGCUGGCAACGGGGAAAACCCAAAAGUCUUAGGAUUAAAGCUUCCGCUUCUUCCACUUCUCUGCCGCCGGAAAUGGGGAAAACCCAGAAGCGCAAAGCUUCCGCUUCUCCCUCCACUGAAACGGGCGAUGAUGCACUGAAAAAGAAGCAGAAGAUACGUGAGCCCAAAUCUCAGGAGGAGAUGAGAAAAUCUUUCAAAGAAGUGAAAGAUAUAUGCAAAAAUAUCAGAGAUUUGCUGAAGAAAUUACCCAAAAAAACCGAUGUCCCUGGCGUUUUUGCCAAAUGGCAGAAAACCACCCAAUCUAAAUGGUCUAAAUCAACUCACCUAUAUUCUUGGAAUAAGAAUGAUAUUCUUGCCGGUCAGUGUGUUCAAACUGAAGACAACUGUUGGGCUAUAUCAUUUUACAGACAGUGGUAUGCACUCAUGAAGAUUAAAGGAGUUGCAGGAGCCAAUUUAACUAUUGAAAAGAUCAUGGAUGGCGUUCCCCUCUUUUAUCAAGCUAAGAAUCGGACAUUGAAGUCUAUACAACAUCUGGUGGAUUUCAUGAAAAACGAGGGGUACGUGGAGGAAAUUCUUGUUCAUAACAAGCCGGAAGAAGAAUCUCAGAGUGAAGAUUUUGAAGGAUUAGUUGAGCGUCUAUUGUUAGAUGCACCCUUGGUGGUUGAAAUUGAUCAGUUCCCAAGUUAUUUCACGUCCCAAGGAAAGGAUUUAUUGCAUCCAACAUCCACGGAGCUAAAGAGACAAGCAUAUGAGGAGUAUCCUUCUCAUCUUGCGCUGUUGACUGGCCAUGGGUAUCUUUUAGAGGAGGGUAAAGAACCGUUGGAGUUUUGGGAGUUGUAUGAUUCCUAUGGUAUCGAUUGGGGAUACAGUGGGCUCACAUGGAUUCUAAAGGGUCAUGGCCUCAUCAAAUCAGCUUACGAAAUGAGGGUCAAUCGUCAAGAGUGAAACAUUAACUGAUCAAUGGUGAAGGCGAGAUUAUUUAGUUGUUUUGUAACCAGGAACAUAUUAAACCCUGAUUUUGUUGAAUAUAUUUUGCUGGAAUGACCCUCGUGUAUUUAGUAUGCUAUAUUCGUAUUAUCUAGAAAACUCGGCAGCUUUCUACUGCAAAUGGGCUUCAACAUA
Molecule: messenger RNA, 1442 nt
Organism: Camelina sativa (false flax)
Lineage: Eukaryota; Viridiplantae; Streptophyta; Magnoliopsida; Brassicales; Brassicaceae
Source: RefSeq, a predicted model, not a curated record